GACAGUCACGCCCACUUUUUAAGAACAACAAAAGAAAAUCAAUCUCUCCUCUGAGAUCGGUCUCUCUCUCUCUCUCUUUUUCUCUGCUCCUAACCGAUCUCUCUCUCUCUCUCUCUCUGUCUCACGCAUUUCGAAGCCCCAUCAUCACAAGCUCUUCGAAGACAAUCUCGCCCGAAAAUGGCGAACAGUGAGGAGUGCUGCUCUACUCAGCUUAUUGAUGGGGAUGGUGCAUUCAAUGCCACUGGAAUUGACCGUUUAAUCAAGGAAGUUAAAUUGGGCGAAUGCGGACUUUCCUACGCCAUUGUCUCCAUUAUGGGCCCACAAAGUAGUGGAAAGAGCACACUGUUAAAUCAUCUAUUUGCUACCAAUUUUAGGGAGAUGGACGCUUUCAGAGGAAGGUCUCAAACAACGAAAGGUAUUUGGUUGGCAAAAUGUGCCGGUAUUGAGCCUUGUACUCUUGUCAUGGAUUUAGAGGGUACAGAUGGAAGAGAACGAGGAGAGGAUGAUACAGCAUUCGAGAAGCAGAGUGCCCUCUUUGCUCUUGCUGUUUCAGAUAUUGUGCUCAUAAACAUGUGGUGUCAUGAUAUUGGCCGUGAGCAAGCUGCAAAUAAGCCUCUUCUAAAGACUGUGUUCCAAGUGAUGAUGCGAUUGUUUAGUCCACGUAAAACAACUCUGAUGUUUGUAAUCCGUGAUAAGACAAGGACGCCGUUGGAAAAUUUAGAACCAGUGCUUAGAGAAGACAUUCAGAAGAUAUGGGACUCUGUUCCUAAGCCUGAAGCCCACAAGGAAACUCCAUUAAGUGAAUUUUUCAAUGUUGAGGUUGUUGCUCUUUCAAGUUAUGAAGAAAAGGAAGAACAAUUUAAAGAGCAGGUUGCUAGCUUGAGGCAGAGAUUCUUUCAUUCUAUUGCACCCGGAGGUCUUGCUGGUGACCGACGGGGAGUAGUUCCUGCUUCAGGGUUUUCUUUCAGUGCACAACAGAUAUGGAAAGUCAUCAAAGAAAACAAAGAUCUUGAUCUUCCUGCUCACAAGGUCAUGGUGGCUACUGUACGUUGUGAAGAGAUUGCCAAUGAGAAGUAUGCUGAUUUUUCAGGAAAUGAGGAGUGGAGUCAAUUGGAAGAGGCUGUUCAAUCUGGUCCUAUCUCUGGCUUCGGGAAGAAGCUCAGUUCAAUCCUUGAUACUUGUCUAUCAGAGUAUGAUGCAGAGGCUACAUAUUUUGAUGAAGGUGUCAGAACUGGGAAGCGCAAGCAGCUUGAAGAAAAAUUGCUGCAACUUGUCCAACCUGCGUUCCAAGCUUUGCUGGGACAUAUAAGAUCUGGUUCUCUGGAUAAGUUCAAGGAAGCAUUUGAUAAGGCCUUGAAUGGUGGGGAGGCAUUUUCAGUGGCUGCUUGCAAUUGCUCUGAGUCAUUUAUGGCUCUAUUUGAUGAAGGAUGUGUGGAAAUUUAUGUUUGUAGGUCGAGUUGGACAAGAUGGAGAAUAUGCAUAGGAGCUUGUGAGGGAGUUUCUUCAGUUCGUGCUGCCAAGCUAGCUGAACUUACUGCACUUAAUGAGGCAAAAUUGAAGGAGGCCUUAUCAGGACCGGUGGAAGCCCUUCUAGAUGGAGCUAAUAGUGAAACCUGGCCUGCAAUAAGAAAACUUUUCCGGCGUGAGACAGAAUCAGCCGUCUCUGGGCUCUCUAGUGCACUUUCGGGUUUUGAUAUGGAUGAACAAUCCAAGGGCAAAUUACUUUCAAGUAUGGAGGCAUAUGCAAGAGGUGUGGUAGAAGCUAAAACAAAGGAAGAGGCUGGAAGGGUUUUGAUCCGUAUGAAGGACAGGUUUACAACAUUAUUUAGCCAUGAUUCUGAUUCAAUGCCACGUGUUUGGACUGGGAAUGAAGAUAUUAGAGCAAUCACCAAAACUGCCCGUUCUUCAUCCUUAAAAUUGCUCUCUGUUAUGGCUGCAAUCCGUUUGGAUGAUGGUGAUGCUGAUAAUAUUGAGAAUACUUUAUCCCUUGCCUUGGUGGAUUCCACAAAUGUUGCUGCUAAAGAUAGGAGUAUCACAACAGCUGACCCACUGGCUUCAAGCACUUGGCAAGAGGUUUCCUCCUCAAAAACAUUGAUCACACCUGUCCAAUGCAAAUCUUUGUGGAGGCAAUUCAAGGCAGAGACUGAGUACAGUGUUUCUCAGGCUAUUUCUGCACAGGAAGCUAACAAGCGUAAUAACAACUGGUUACCACCUCCUUGGGCAAUUGUUGCCUUGAUUGUCCUGGGAUUCAAUGAAUUUAUGACACUUUUAAGAAAUCCUUUGUAUCUGGGUGUCAUCUUUGUUGGCUUUUUACUCGUUAAAGCCCUAUGGGUGCAGCUAGAUGUCGCGGGUGAAUUCCGCAAUGGUGCUCUUCCCGGGCUUAUUUCUUUGUCCAGCAAGCUUGUUCCAACUAUCAUGAACAUGAUUAAAAGACUAGCAGACGAAGGGGCAAAUGCUGCAGCUAAUGAUCCUCAUCGGAACCCUCCACUAGCAUCAAAAAACUUUACGAAUGAAGGGAAUGCUAGCAGUGAAAUGUCAUCUAGUGCCUCAUCUGGACUGACAGAAUCUGACUACACCAGCCCUGCAAAACAAGACUAGUUAAACUAAGCUAUCUUGAUCAAAGAACAUUUUUUAUGUUUGAAGAUGCUGAUGUUCUGCGCACUUAUUGUAAUGGUGUUACUCACAUAUCAUCUUCGUAUAUUAGGUCUGUGAGCUUGCACAUCGCUGUCGCAAGCACGUAAUGGUAAUAUUUUUGUAGGCAUCAUUUUUGAGCAAGUGCCAACAUACAAGGGGCUGUUUGUUGUUGUGAGGAAGUCCCCAUUAAAUAGUUCUUUCUUUGAGUCUUAGGUGUUUUUGCUUUCUCGUUUGUUGGACAAGCUACAAAAGGCUCCAUUCAGUGCUCGAUAUUGAUUUUGAAGUUAGUUGAUUAUGAUGACUUGCAUCAGUUUUGUAUUGCUACGGUUGUAACCAUGUUUGGUUGUAUUUUACUGAAAAUUGUCAAUGGCCAAUUCUUAAUUCA
Molecule: messenger RNA, 3019 nt
Organism: Prunus avium (sweet cherry)
Lineage: Eukaryota; Viridiplantae; Streptophyta; Magnoliopsida; Rosales; Rosaceae
Source: RefSeq, a predicted model, not a curated record